Sporothrix brasiliensis 5110 is the source of this 1182-nucleotide messenger RNA. Its product is annotated as carbohydrate esterase family 4. Lineage: Eukaryota; Fungi; Ascomycota; Sordariomycetes; Ophiostomatales; Ophiostomataceae. Gene Ontology annotation, biological process: carbohydrate metabolic process. The transcript is spliced from 2 exons. Gene Ontology annotation, molecular function: chitin binding; hydrolase activity, acting on carbon-nitrogen (but not peptide) bonds. The coding region runs from base 1 to 1182 and encodes 393 amino acids. The record is from RefSeq and is a predicted model, not a curated record.
AUGUGGAUUCCGAAACUGCUCCCGGGCCUGCUGGCCACGCCGGCCUGGGCACAUGCGUACGACGACACCGAUAUUCUCAUUGCCAAGCGCGACAACGGCGUGGCCACCGGUGGCUCCUGCGGCACCCAAGCCAACAACGCCGUAUGUGCAGCCGGCCUCUGUUGUUCCGCCGCCGGCGUCUGCGGCACGGGCGGCGCCUUUUGCACGGCACCCGCCUGCCAGAUCUCGGCGGGUCCUGCGUGUGACGGCAACCAGACGCCCAAGGGCGCCGACACCAGCAAGGUCCCGCGGCCCCUCAUCGGCAGCAUUCCCUACGGCAUCGACAUUAGCCACUGCACUGUCAACGGCAAAGUGGCCAUCACGUUCGACGACGGACCGUACCUGUACACGGGCGCCCUGCUCGACAUUCUCAAGAACAACAAUGUCACGGCGACGUUUUUCGUCGUCGGCAACAACGGCGCCAAGGGCAUGAUCAACGAUCCGACGACAGGGUACCCGGCCAUUCUGCGGCGCAUGGUGGCCGACGGUCACCAGAUUGGCAGCCACACCUGGAGCCACCAAGACCUGAGCGCGGUGACGGCCGCGCAGCGCAAAGACCAAAUCGUCAAGAAUGAGGUGGCCAUUGCCGACGUCCUCGGCGUCUUCCCAACCUACCUGCGGCCGCCGUACACACGAUGGAACCAGGACGCCCUCGACGAUCUCAAGACGUACGGCUACCACGUCCUCAACUACGACAUCGACACCCGCGACUGGCAGGGCGACUACACCGUGGCCGAGAACAUUUUCCAGACCAUCCUGUCCCAGCACAGCCCGGCCUCGUCCUCCUGGAUCUCCCUCGAGCACGACAUCUACAACACCACCGUCCACGUCUUUGCCCAGUACAUUAUCGACCAGGCCCGCAAGCUCGGCUACCAGCUCGUGACGGUCGGCGAGUGCCUGGCCGAUCCGCCGAGCAACUGGUACCGGAACGCCACGACGGGACAGCCGGCGCAUCCAGUCGCCGGUGGUCUAGCAAACAACAGCUGCUUCGCCGACAACCGCAACAGGCAGUUUGCCGUCGGCCAUUGCAGCCGGCAGCAACGGGAACGGCAGUGGAAAGACAACGACAAAGACGAGUACAGCAGCGACAACGGGCGCGGCUGUGACAGCGACAUCCUCGCCAACAGCGACAAAAUCGGAUAG